UAACAAGUUUUUAUAAACAUACGUAACAAUCUGAACCAAACUAGUCAAAAUUAAAAUGGCUCGUGGCUCGCUUAUUUUAUGUUCUAAGUAUAAGUUCAGAUUUUUUUUAGCUUUAUUGAUAAUUACCGUGCUAUUUUGGACAAAUAACCAAUUUAAUCCUCAACCCAUGCUCGUUCCACAGGAUCCGAUUUCUCAACAAAUACCAGAGGAUUUAGAAUCGAUUGACUUGAAAAGCAAUUAUUCUAAAAUGGUCUACAUUACUCGCAUGAUUAGUAACGAUCUUCCGCCUAUUCAUUUCGCGGACCAAACUUACCUGAAUACGAAGACAAUUCUGGAAAACGAAGAGCUACCUUCAAACUUCAGGCGAUACUGGUUGCUCUACUGUUUUGCGAACAAAACCACCGAACAACGAUUGGUUCGGCUGAUUGAAUCCAAAAAAGAGAAGUAUCAUAUAGUUCCUCUCUCAAGCUCGAGCGAGGCGAGUGAUGUGAUCAAAGAAACUCUAAACAACGACAGAGCUCGUAACAUUGGGCUGAAAAAAAGUCUCGAAGAGGGCGCCAAAUGGACUCUAAACCUCGACGGGGCUCAAAUUAUGACCCAGGAAGGCAUACAUUCUUUGGACAAAGCAUUGAAAAGAGCGGAGGGAAACUCUCAAAUUUUUCACUUUGUUCCUCUCAUCCGACUCUUGUUUAGAAUCGAGUUUUCCGAGUCGCUAAAUUAUCGACAACUUUUCCCCUAUGUGUCGGGUCUGGAGGAAUGCACAGUUGCUGUGCAUCAGAGAUUUUUGUUUGAGCGACCAAAAAUUUUGUUUCUUCACAAGCACAAAGGACUGCUUUAUGACGAAGAUCGAGAGUAUGGUUACAAAGAAAAACUUCAGUUUUUACAAGAAGCUAAGGAGCAUCUGUCAGCCAAACAAAUAAGCUGCAGUGAAGCAAUGAUAGGCUUCACCAAGAAGAAAGCUAAAAGCGCAGAUUUUGACCAGGACCUGUUGACUUUGUGCGGCUAUUCUGUGAGGCUCCCCUAUCAUCCGGAGGAGGACGCCCCAUACAACCAGACUACGGCAGUCGUGAAGAGAUUUUAUCCCAGACAGCAGUCGGUUGCAGCUUUCAAACAGCUGUUGACAAAAAUAGCUGCAUCGAAUGCAGCACAACAAACUCAAUAAAAAAGUUUCUUCAACAAAAGUCGUUUGAAUUGCCAUAAAUGUCCUCAU
Symsagittifera roscoffensis is the source of this 1210-nucleotide messenger RNA. RefSeq lists its product as uncharacterized. NCBI's taxonomy places the organism in Eukaryota, Metazoa, Xenacoelomorpha, Acoela, Convolutidae. The transcript is spliced from 2 exons. The record is from RefSeq and is a predicted model, not a curated record. Bases 56 to 1162 code for a protein of 368 amino acids.